GAUGUGGGGAGCAUCUUGUGCGCACCAUACUGGCUAGAGAAUGUUCACAUGCUUUACAAGCUGAAGAUGCUCACCAAGCACUGUUGGAGACUAUGCAAAACAAGUUUAUCAGUUCACCUUUCCUGGCCAAUGAAGAUGGAGUGCUUGGAGGAGUGAUUGUUCUCCGAACUUGCAGAUGUUCUGCAGAGUCUGACUCCUCCCAAGAUAAGCAGACACUUCUAGUGGAAUUUCUGUGGAGCCACACGACAGAGAGCAUGUGUGUUGGAUACAUGUCAGCCCAGGAUGGGAAAGCCAAGACUCACAUUUCAAGACUCCCUCCCGGUGCAGUGGCAGGACAGUCCGUGGCAAUCGAAGGUGGGGUUUGCCGCCUGGAGAGCCCGGUGAACUGACCCUCCAGGCUGAGCAUGAAGCAUCUGAGAGGCAUUUCAGAACCUGAGCUUUUCGGGGUUUUUAACUGAACUUGGAUGUUUUAUCUUCACCAUUUUAUAAUUCCUGUUGCAGCCUCGUGCACCGCUCACGACACUAGUGCUGCCGCGGUUAGCGCUUAGUGACCUAUGCGGGUGUUCGGUGGGUGACGGGACUGAGUGAGCACGUGUAUGUGCGUGUGUAUGUGUGUGUGUGUGCAGUGAGUGUGCUUGCUUCUCCCUUGAUGAAAUAGAAACUCCUUACUGUGUAACCUAAGAUUGGGAAUGACUAAAUCAUCUUCACAAAAUGUGUGCUUUACUGUUUACAAGUAAACCCUAGCGUUGCAGGAAACAUUUUUGAUUUCAUAAAGAGGUACCAGCUGUUGUUGAUGUAAUGUGUCUGAACUGAAGGUAAAUCUACUUGUUUAAAUGAUUUGACAGUGGUAGUGCUCCAUUUAAUAACAGUAAUAAGUGAUACGGUGUUUUAUUUGUUAACCAGUUUAAGUGGAUCCUGUGGUUACUUAAACUGUUAUUCUCAUCCCUCAUAUGGGGCAUUUUUCUUUAACAAAGAAUGGUUUCAGUGAAACAAUCUAGCAGAGAAUUAAGGUCAGAACCUUUUUAAAUAAUAGUCUUAUUGAUAAAGUUUGUACUUCCUUCCUCAAGCUUUUCUAAGCUUAAAUACUGCAUAUCUUCAAGCUAUAUGUACUAUAUUAUGAAAGAAUAUGUAAAGAGAACAUACAGUAAUGCACAGUCCUUAAUUUGUGUAUAAUGGAAUGUUAUUUACAAUGUAACACUGUAAAUAAGAAAGCAAAAUUUAUGGGAA
Molecule: messenger RNA, 1227 nt
Organism: Hyaena hyaena (striped hyena)
Lineage: Eukaryota; Metazoa; Chordata; Mammalia; Carnivora; Hyaenidae
Product: threonine aspartase 1-like
Exons: 4
Biological process (GO): protein maturation
Molecular function (GO): threonine-type endopeptidase activity
Source: RefSeq, a predicted model, not a curated record